Messenger RNA from Drosophila albomicans, 619 nucleotides. Its product is annotated as coiled-coil domain-containing protein 80. Lineage: Eukaryota; Metazoa; Arthropoda; Insecta; Diptera; Drosophilidae. Gene Ontology annotation, cellular component: extracellular region. Gene Ontology annotation, molecular function: chitin binding. Bases 1 to 558 code for a protein of 185 amino acids. The transcript has a single exon. The record is from RefSeq and is a predicted model, not a curated record.
AUGCGAACUUAUAUGUUGAAACUCCUACUACUUGUACUUGGGUGCCUGCCGCCUGGGCAGAUGAUUGAGGCGGCGUUCCUGCAGGAAUGCGAAGGCUACAUCAUCACUCUUAUUACCAAUCCGAAUUCAGAGUGUAGCGAGUUUAUCCAUUGCGAUGGCGAUAAUUCCUAUUACUGUAAUGGAGAAUGCGACGAGCCUGUGAGUUGCUACGUAACCACACCGGUGGACACAACCACACAACAACGCCUGACGACCGUCACCAGAGAGGCGAGCACCAAUAAUGUCUAUACAGAGCCCUACACAACUACUACGAAGAGUACAACAACUACUACGAAGAGAACAACAACCACUGUAACCACUACAACGAAGACCAGCAGCAAUAAUCCUUAUGUCAUCUGCAGAGAGUCUGGCCAAAAUAUGGUUUUCCCUUAUCCACCGAAUAAUAGCUAUUAUUAUCAGUGUAUUUCGAAAUAUCUUCUGCUGCAGCAAUGCCCGCAGAAUUUUUUCUUCAAUGAGUCAGAGGGUAAAUGCACGGGUCGGAGUCCUUAUCGAUUGUAAACUGUAUUUUUCGUGGUAAUAAAGCAACUCAUUCAAGAGCCGAGACAAUCAUCAGAAGCAG